AUGUGCAGAUUCCUCGUGUACAAAGGCAAAGAUGAGAUCCUCCUCUCAAAGCUCAUCCUCGAACCACAGCAUUCAAUCCUGACUCAGUCCUACGACUCACGCCUACGCAUGGACCACCGCCGCCCUCACAACGGCGACGGCUUCGGCAUUGGCUACUACACACCACCAACCCUCGGACCCGACCCUUGCCUUUUUACCAGCACAACGCCCGCUUGGAACUGCAUCAAUCUCUCUCGCCUCGCCUCCAAAACCACAUCCUCUUUGAUCUUCGCCCAUGUACGCGCGACGACCGAGGGCAGCCUUUCGGAUUCGAACUGCCACCCUUUCUCCCACGGCAGUCUCAUGUUCAUGCACAACGGCAACAUUGCCUGCUGGAGACAUGUCAAACGAGAAAUCGCGUUGAGCGUAGGGCAGAAAUGGUUCGUGGGAGUUCAAGGAAAUACUGACAGCGAAUGGGCUUUUGCCCUCUUUCUGGACUGUCUGGAGAAAGCCGGCUUUGACCCGGACAGCGAGGAGUACACGGCCAACGGUUUCGGGCACACGGUGCUCAGGAAGGCGAUGCUUCGGACGAUCAAGCUCAUCAACCGCUUCGUGGACGCCACACCGUCGGAGCUGAGGGACGAAAUGAUGGAUAAGCGGAGUCUUCUGAACUUUGCCGUGUCUGAUGGUCAUAGCGUCGUGUGCACGAGGUACGUGAGCAGUACCACCGACGAAGCUGCCUCUCUGUACUUUUCCUCCGGUACGAGCUGGAAGCAGGGCGAAGGACCGGGGCAGUACAAGAUGGAGAGGAGAGACAAAGGGGCCGAUAUCGUGCUCGUGGCUAGCGAGCCCUUGACUUUCGAGAGAGACAAUUGGGUCACAGUCCCCACAAACAGCACCAUUACAAUACACAAACAAACAGUCAUGAUCCACCCUAUCAUCGACGAGUACUACAAUCACAGCCCUUCGUAUACGAGAUCAAGUGGCUUUGCGGUGAGCAAAGGCCUCGUUAGCAACGCGCCGGGGGCUACGCAGGCAAUCACGCCUGGGAAUUUGGGGAACGCUGUAGCAACGUAG
Letharia lupina is the source of this 1056-nucleotide messenger RNA. RefSeq lists its product as uncharacterized. Bases 1 to 1056 code for a protein of 351 amino acids. The record is from RefSeq and is a predicted model, not a curated record. The transcript has 3 exons. Lineage: Eukaryota; Fungi; Ascomycota; Lecanoromycetes; Lecanorales; Parmeliaceae.